AUGGGGAGUGUGCCAAGGAAGCACCUGGUGAUGGCGGCGAGUAGUGAGGAUGCGGCAAUGGAGCAUAUGGAGAGAGGGUUGGAGAAGCAACGGCUGUGCUGGAAUGCGUUGAAUAUGGAUGAUAGUUCUCAUGACAUGAUAUGGGUCGGGAGGAUGAGUGUCAAGGACCUGAAUGGACUGUGGUGGAAACUGUCUCCAAGGACAGGCAAAGAACACCCAGCCAGCUAUGAAGAGGCUACUUCAGAUUAUGAGGAGAUGCAAACCCAGUUCUCUUGGGAUGACCAGGCCAUCAGGAGGAUCUUCAUCAGAAAGUGCACCAGUGAGGUUCUACAUUCAGACACACCCCCUCCUGUACAUGUGCUCCUAGAGACAGUUUCCCUGGAACCUUGUUCUGCUGGCUCUCUUUACUCUCAGCCUGGCCUGCAUGAUGGGCUUUGUGUCCAGAUUGACUUCACCUCCUACCAGGGAGUCCUGUUUGUCCUGACCACGGUCAUGCUGUUCUGUUGCAUCACACUCUCCACCGUCAUCCCCUUCGGAUAUAUGUCCUGGUUACAAGCCAUCUAUGCUGUGAUAGGAGCUAUCCUCUCCACUCUGGUGAGUGGCAGAUAUUCAACACACAUUCAUCAUUGGGAAGGCCCAGAGUUUUUCCUGGUCAAGUUUCUGGCGUUUGACACCCAGCUGCUGAUAGGCAACAAGCGACACGCUAUGAGUCCAGAGGAAUACGUCUUUGCCACCCUGAACCUCUACCUGGACAUAGUAAACCUGUUCAAAGGCGCAUCUCAAUAGGUUGUCCAGUUAUGUCCUACUCCUCGAAAUUUGUCUAAAAACCACUAUUUUUCUCAAAACAUAUAUAUUUUUUUACCCUUUAUUGUGUGUACUUUACUGUAUUUAUACUUGGGAUAUCGCUUUUCAACAGUAAAAGUUUGAAAUAAAAAUAGAUUUCUUUCUUCUUCUCAAA
Molecule: messenger RNA, 958 nt
Organism: Oncorhynchus gorbuscha (pink salmon)
Lineage: Eukaryota; Metazoa; Chordata; Actinopteri; Salmoniformes; Salmonidae
Exons: 9
Coding region: 1-786 (261 amino acids)
Biological process (GO): negative regulation of apoptotic signaling pathway
Cellular component (GO): membrane; endoplasmic reticulum; Golgi apparatus
Source: RefSeq, a predicted model, not a curated record